CGCGUUGUUCUCUGUUCCUCGUCAUGGUCGACAUAGUUGUUCUUGGGGCGACAGGCUAUACUGGUGGCCUCAUAGCUCAGUACCUUGCCACGCAUCCGCAGCGGUCAUCCUUCACAUUUGGUCUUGCCGCGCGGUCACAGUCAAGACUCGAGAAAGUUGUUCGAGGACUCAAUCUCUCCGAAGACGAUGUACCCGUAUUCACCAUGGACGUUACGAAUUCUAGUGAUGUGGACGUUGUGGUGCGACAGGCUAGGGUCGUGAUUAACACCAUUGGCCCAUAUUGGCGUUGGGGAACUUCUGUUGUCCGGGCUUGUGUGCAGCAUGGAAAACAUUACGUGGAUUUGACCGGGGAGGUUCACUGGAUAAAAGAUAUUAUCUUUGAACUAGAUUACGCAGCUGUCAAGUCAGGCUCAAUUGUGGUCCCUUGCUGCGGGUUGGACUCAGUACCAUCUGAUGUUCUUGCGUUCGUCGCGAACAAGACGCUGAAAUCCUCCGGUGGGCCUUCUACCACUAUCGACCUCUCCACUUCGGCUUGGAGGCUUGGUGGUGCUUCUAUUUCAGGCGGUACUUUCUCCACAAUCCUUACUGCAUUGGAAGACGUUCCUAAACAUAAACUGCUCGCGACAAGGCAGAAUUUCGCGCUGAGCCCAGUGAAAGGAGCCAAUUCUCCUAAGCCUCGUAUGCUCUAUACCCUGCCGUACUCUAAUCGACCUGUCUACGGGGCGUGGUCGUGCAAGCGCUCGUGGGGUCUGUAUGAACUCGCACGCCGUGCCAACCAUCAUGAUGCGACCAAUGUUGCUCAAUUGUCCUACGGUCCGAAUUUUAAGUACGAGGAGUUCGUGGUUCUGCCAAGUGCGCUCUACGCCGUGGCAUAUUCAAUCACAUUUGCUGUGAUAGCAACAGCGCUGGUCCUCUUCCAACCUGUGAGGUGGUUUGCCCGAAAAAUAAUGCCUGGCCCUGGUGAAGGCCCCUCUGAGAAACAACUACAAGCUGGCUCUGUCAACAUCACCAACAUUACUACGUCCAGUCCGAACUCCCAAGGAGAAAAGACCAUUGUACGAAGCGUCUUUCGGGGCCGAGGUGAUCCUGGAUACUUCCUAUCAUCCAUAAUGAUUUCCGAAUGCGCACUAGCGCUGGCUUUGGAUGACGUCCUCAUUGAGAGGUUGAGGAGAUCGAGACACAUCGAUAUCGAAAGUGAGUUGGUAGUCGGGACAGAGCCACGUAAGACACGUUGA
Molecule: messenger RNA, 1235 nt
Organism: Suillus paluster
Lineage: Eukaryota; Fungi; Basidiomycota; Agaricomycetes; Boletales; Suillaceae
Product: Saccharopine dehydrogenase-domain-containing protein
Exons: 9
Coding region: 24-1235 (403 amino acids)
Biological process (GO): glycolipid biosynthetic process
Cellular component (GO): lipid droplet; mitochondrion; plasma membrane
Source: RefSeq, a predicted model, not a curated record